GAUGGGGGAGGGAGAGGACAGACCCUGGCGCCUCGCCAGUGUUGACGAAAGCUGCUUAGCCCACCCAGUUGCCAUGGAUACAGCAAGGAGCAGCACCCAGCAUGCGUGCGUGUGUGAAAGAGAGAAAGAAAGGGAGGGAUGGUAGGGAGGGCGGGAGGCAGAGAAAACCAGCAGGCAGGCGUUAAAGCAAGUCAGAGUGGGAGAAAAGGAGCGCCAGACAGCAGGGCGGAGGGAGACGGAGAGAAAGAGGCUGAUUGAAUGUGGAAGAGGAAGAGGAUAGAAAGGCAAGGCGGAGAAAUUCCCAGAAAACUGCGUUGUGGGAGUGACGGCCAGCUGGAAAAUGGAAGUGCAGACGGAGUGUGUGGAGCCUCCUGUGGCUCCUCAGUGUGACCCCCAGCCAACAGGGAGGAUCAACAAAGCUGCCUUCAAACUCUUUGGAAAACGCCGCACUGGCUCGGGAAUGGCCAGCUUCUUCUCGUUCAGGAAUAAAGGAGCCACCGGCAGCAUCAACAAUGGGAAUUCUGAAAAUGGGAAUUCGUUGAGCUUGGCAGCAUCAGUGGAGCUUGUGAGGAGCAAAACACAUGACGGACUAACGGGUUCCAACGACACAGAUGGACAGAAAGGGGAGGCACCUGCUGGCCUGGAGGCAGGGCCAGUGAGGUCUCUCAGCAAAUCGCUAAGUUUUUUCUCUUUUCUUCGACGCAGUAGUUUUAGGUCGGGUGAAAAUGGAGGGGUGGGGAUUGUGAGAAGGGGGAGGGGUCUGAAGGGCUUUUUUAGCAGCAUGCGAUGGAGACGUAAGGAGAAAACAAGUGAGGGAGAAACAGAGGAGGUUGAUGGCAAAAAUGAAAAAGUUGGGGGUAUCGUUGAGUUGGAAAAGGUCAAGAACAUUACUCUCACCCUUGAGCCCCCUCCGCAUCACCACCAACAAGACUGUGAAAAUGCUGAGGAAAAACCCAGCCUCCAAGCAGCAGACACUCCCACCUCUAGUGUUGUGACACCCUUGCACUGUGAAGCCAUGCCAGGACCAUCUGGUGCGCCAGACUCCCCUUUUGCUUACACACCCACAGAUUCACCGCUGCGGGCCCCUGUCCAAAAAGCCAAAGCGUCAAUUUCUAGCCUGACUCCUUCUCUCGCCACCCCCCCCUUGGAUCGCUGCAGCGCGGGGGACCCUCCGUCAGAGCCUUCAGUGGACCGGCUGUGUUCUCUCCUCUUCACCGAUGUCACAUCCCUUAAGAGCUUUGAUUCUCUAACGGGCUGUGGUGACAUUAUUGCUGACGCCGAAGAGGAAGGGACAGUGGGAAAUGGUGGUAGUGGCACCAGUAGUAGUAGUAGUGGAGGUGGAGGGGGGAGCGUGGCAGCAAGCAUUGGCAGAGCUGGUGCCACAUCUCGUGUCUCUCCUUCUAAGCCAUGUUUUCCUUCACAGAUGACUCAACCCAUGUUUUCUAUUUCCCAAAGCUCAGCACCUCUUUCCCACCCUGCUCGGAACAAGGCGCCUCCUCCACCCCAGCAGCAUCCCGCUGGUAGUGGCGUGGUGGCGUACAUGGGUGGAGGGGAAGAAAUGGCAAGUCCGGAGGGAGUCGAUGAUGCAGACAUGCAGGGGCUCUGGCACAUGCUGCCCUCCGCUGGGGACGACUCACCCGCAUUGCCACGAGUGCAUCAACCUUUGUCCACAAACCCCACUUCCACUUGCUCAUCUCGCACCAACCCUCUCCUCCCUUCUGGUCCCAGAUGUACAGACAGAAAGGCACCCCAGGUGAAAACCCUUGGGCUCAGUAAGAUUCCAGUAGUUGGUGCCGUGGGAAACCGAUCGGCAAAACCCCCCAUGCCUUACACACAUGGUCGUCACCCCACAUCACCUGGAGAGAAAGAACUACUUAGUGAUGAGGGCUACUGGGACACACCUUCAGCAACACCUACAGCCACACCGGACGAGAGCGGCCUACAGCGCAACCAGAAAAUAACUCUAUCACGUGACAGCUGCUCUGGGGACCACUUGUAUGACCUGUACACUGACCCCGAAGAAGAAAGAAGGGGUGAUGAAGAUCUAAUCAGUACUCCGUCUCCAUCAACUGAACACAAAACCAGUCCAUCGUCCCAAACAAGCCCUCCUUCCUCUUCAUCAUCGUCCUCCUUCCGAUCAAUGAAGGGCAGCACCAGCCUUCCCAGAGAGUCCAAGAUCCCAGUUAGCACCAAACCGACCUCACCCCCUCACUCUGUAAGCCAGUCAGCCCUGUCCUCUGUUCUGGGGGCGGAUUCGUCACCGCCAAGACCUCAAGCAAAUCCACCAGCUCGCACUAGGAUCCCUGUAUCCAAGGUGCCCGUUCGUCGUUCUGGAAAUAAAACUGACACAACUGGAGGAAAUGCACGAAAGAAGUAGUUGAUUACCAUACGUUUUCCCUAGACCAAGAAAAUCUUGGAUCUGUAGAGGUAAUGGCCUUUAAAUUCCUCUUGGAUCCUAAAAGCACUCAUUCCUGGGAUUUUCUUCAUUGGCUUAAAAACGGCUGGACUAGAGUUGGAGUUGGCAUUUCACUUGAAGUUACUAAGAAAAUCCUAAAAGCUGGGUUAACAUUUUACUGACCUCAUUGCACUUUGGAGGUUAAGUAUUGACAAUCCAUGGACAAAGAGACAUUCAUCACCUUGCAAGUUCCUGGAAACAAAAAAAACUAAAACUUAUGACCUGUUGAAUUUGACAGCCACUGUUAGAAAAUGAAGCAGAGCACCUUUUUUUUUGACAACUUUUCUACGAAAUUUGCUCACAAGGACCUAAUCUAAUCAAGGUUUUGCAUCAUUGUUGUUUUUUUUCUAACAUUCAUUGACCAUCUUGUCUAAUCUGUAACAAAUUACCUCUUAAUCCUGUGAUUUUAGAGCCAAAGUUAAAGAAAGUAUUUUGAUUUAGCUAAACUUGAGUAAAUACUCAACAUUUUCUUCAAUCAGUUACUUUUUAUCAUGUUUUUCCAACGAUUAUUUAGCUAUAUGUGUUAAGAUAAACAAAUCCAGGUAUUGUUACUUGCUUAUUUUUCAGAUUAAUAUCUUUUGGGGGGAUUCCUACACUGUAAUAAUGAUUUUUUUUUUUUACAUUUUUUGUGGAUGGACACAAUUUGGGUUUUUGUAUUUAAUCUCUUUUUGUAUCUCAAGAAGUCAUCAGCGAACAUGGGACAUACAAUAAUUUUAGCAUUACUCUAUCAGGAUGUGCACUCAAGGGUAUCAGCAUAAAACAACACAAACUUAGACUCAUAUUUCUUCUACAGUUCUGCAUGCAGUGCCACAGAAGGCACAAAAGGUCAGGGAAAAACAACAAAAACUGCACUUACUUCAAUGUUUGUCACACUUUUUGUAGUUAGAAUAGCUUUCUGCUCUGAGGAUACAAACACGUCUUUUAAGCUAGCAUGUCACACUUAACCCUUAUAUUGUGUUUGGGUCAUAAUUGCCCUGUUUUCAUGUGUAAAAUUGGGACAAUUUUGACCCAAACAUAAAAUAAGGGUGGGGUUUUCUAUUUUUCAGGGGCUUCUAUAUUAAAAACCAUAUAGCAAAAACCUCUAAACUGUGAUUGCACUGGUUUCUUAUGUUUUCGUUUGACUCUUUCACAGGUAUAUGGGACUUUUUUUUCAUUUAAAAAACACUUUUAAAAUGCAAGAAUACAAUAAAAAACACCAUUAUUUUAAAGAAAUUGUGUUAAAUGUUUUAAUUUAUCGUGCUUUUUCGUUAGCAUGUCGAACCUAAACGGAUUUUUCAUUUUUUCUGGGGCUUUUAUUUUGAAAUUAAAUAUCAACAGUUCAAAACUGGGAUUGCACUGACUUCAUUGUUUUAUUGUGUUAAUAUAGGUGUAUUUUCAUAAAAUUGCUUCUUUGAAAAAGCUAGAAAAUCAAUACUUUUUUUUUUUUAUUCCUUUAAAUUAAAUCUGAAUUUGCUGGGUUUUUUACAUUCCACGAUGCAAAGCAGCUUGUGUAUUUCUUCCAGUUCUCUAUUAUUGAAUCCCUCUGUCCCUCUUUUGUUCCUUGGAUACUGGAAAUGAAGCCCAGAUCAGUGUGUGUGUGUGUAGUGGUACGAAGCACCACUUGUGUUAAAACCGAGUGGGUGUGCAGAAUUCCCUCGAGGCCUUUGUUAGUGAUUCACUGAGAAACUUCUGCAAGGAUCUGAUUGUUCCCUGAUUUGGGAUUUUCAAUGGGAAGUUACAAAACAUAAUGCAAUUGUCUUUCAUUUCAACCACAUGAAUGUCAUAAUACUUCAGGAUUAUUCUUGUUGUUUAAACUGUCAUGCAAAAUGUUGGGACUGAACCUUUCAGCCUCCUUGUGUGCAGAUGAUGGAGUAAAACAAAUCCAUGUCUGCAGAAAGUCAAAGUAAGCACAAAAAGUCAUUACAUUGGCAAAUCUGAGCCAUUUUCCUUUUUAGCUUAGUCUAAAAUAGCUUUAAACCUCCAAUUUUACGAGUGCUACCUAAUGCAAGUAUGGUGGGUUAUAACAAUCUGCAUUUAAAUGUGACAUUUUUUUACUGUUAGGGGAUCUCUGAUAAAAAUACAUUUAAAAAAAGGAUUGUUGGGAGGCACAAAAUGUAGAUACGCUUUAGUUUUUUGAGCAGAUUGUUAACCAUAUUAGCAAACCAGUAACUUAAUAUGGCAAAUUUGUGAAUGUAAAACCACACUCCCGACAAAUGAUGUGCUUCACAUGACACAAAUGUGGAAACACGAGCUUGAAAAAUUACUUUUUUAUGCAUUAUUUGUUCAAAUGAAGUUUGAUUCUCAACUUUUUUUUUUCUUUUUCAUAAGUUUAUGUGUUUAAAAAGAAAAUCUGGUUUGUUUCUUCCACAUAUGAUACUAUUAAUUCUUCCUUUGAUGUAAAGAAAAAAAUCUCCCCUUUGUCAUUCAUGUAUUUAUGCCACACGGAUGUUUCUCUUUUUUACUGUCUGAUUAAAGUUGGGCCUUUAUGUGGACAUUAAAUUAAAAGCACUCUACAUUUCCCACAUUUUAUUUGUUGAAAGCAAUCAUUUAUUCCAGUUUUCCUAAACUGUAUUUGUGUCGACAGCUGAACUGUUUAUAAUUAUAUGUUCCACAAAAAUUAAUUUUUUGUGUUCUUAUUAAUUAAAUUAGAUUGACUUCUCCCA
Oryzias melastigma (Indian medaka) is the source of this 5097-nucleotide messenger RNA. It is a transcript of the gene amer2, whose product is annotated as APC membrane recruitment protein 2. Gene Ontology annotation, biological process: regulation of canonical Wnt signaling pathway. Gene Ontology annotation, molecular function: beta-catenin binding; phosphatidylinositol-4,5-bisphosphate binding. Bases 341 to 2377 code for a protein of 678 amino acids. The transcript has a single exon. Gene Ontology annotation, cellular component: plasma membrane. Lineage: Eukaryota; Metazoa; Chordata; Actinopteri; Beloniformes; Adrianichthyidae. The record is from RefSeq and is a predicted model, not a curated record.